UUCACUACAAGCCUUCUGGCCCCCGGAUCAACUGUUUUGAUCCGACUUGGCCUCGUGACAAAGGAAGACUUUCUGCCCACAGAUAAUUUUCCAAGACGACGUCCGAGAAAGACUCCCAGCCUGGAGCAGAAACCCACAGAGCAGGUGAUCAGAUGCGCUCGCGCUGAGGCUGGAGGUGCGCGCGCUUGGACAAUGCUCGCAGCAAGUGGAGGGAUAUAUUUACCAUCAUCUUUUGAACCUGAAAAAGCAAGUCUGCUUGGAUUUUAAUUGAGACAACCCUCUGAAACAUCACGCAGCGCCGGUCAUUCAUUUUUUCAAAGCUUUUUGCAAAAGCUCGCUUUUUCCGCGGCGCUCUGGAGGAGCGCAGCGCCUUGAAGCGGACCUUCUGUUGUUGUUUGCCAAAGUGCUUUAGCAGUCCACUCCAGUUUUUUUCCCCCCUUUCUCUCUGUCUCUCUCUUUUUUUUUUAAUUCAAAGAAAGUGCACCACACGACCAGGACAGGGCUUAAAUGUUCGGGAUCCAGGAGCAUCUGAUACGAGAAGUGAGCGGAUUAAAAGAGAGAAGUCUUGGAGAGGAGAUGGAUCCAGUCCGGUCGUGGGUGCGUAAUGUCGGCGUUGUGGACGCGAACGUCGCGGCGCAAAGUGGAGUCGCUCUCUCCAGAGCUCAUUUCGAAAAGCAGCCGCCUUCAAAUCUACGCAAGUCCAACUUCUUCCACUUCGUCCUGGCGCUCUAUGACAGACACGGGCAACCUGUGGAGGUGGAGAGGACUGCCUUUGUGGACUUCGUUGAGCAUGAAAAGGAGCAGACGGGAGAAAAGACCAACAAUGGCACUCACUACAAGCUGCAACUCCUGUACAGCAACGGAGUUCGUACUGAGCAGGACCUUUAUGCACGACUCAUCGACUCUGUCACGAAGCAGCCGAUCUCAUAUGAGGGACAGAACAAGAAUCCAGAAAUGUGCCGAGUCCUGCUCACACACGAGGUUAUGUGCAGUCGCUGUUGUGAGAAGAAAAGCUGCGGCAACCGGAAUGAGACUCCAUCUGAUCCAGUCAUCAUUGACAGGUUUUUCUUGAAGUUCUUCCUGAAAUGUAACCAGAAUUGUCUGAAGACAGCAGGAAACCCGAGGGAUAUGAGGAGAUUUCAGGUGGUCUUGUCCAGCACUGUGAGCGUAGACGGCCACGUCCUCGCCGUGUCCGACAACAUGUUUGUCCACAACAACUCCAAACACGGACGGAGAGCUCGCAGACUUGAGCCGGGCGAGUCUGUGGAGAACACUAUGGAAUACGCUACUCCAUGCAUCAAAGCCAUCAGUCCCAGUGAGGGCUGGACCACUGGCGGGGCCAUGGUCAUAGUCAUUGGGGAGAACUUCUUUGAUGGGCUGCAGGUGGUUUUUGGAAGCAUGCUAGUCUGGAGUGAGCUGAUCACGCCACACGCCAUUCGAGUUCAGACGCCUCCCCGACACAUCCCCGGAGUUGUGGAGGUCACACUGUCUUAUAAAUCUAAACAGUUUUGUAAGGGAGCGCCAGGACGGUUCAUCUACACAGCUCUCAAUGAGCCAACUAUAGACUAUGGUUUCCAGCGCCUUCAGAAGGUGAUUCCUCGACAUCCGGGUGACCCAGAGAAACUAGCAAAGGAGAUUCUCCUGAAGAGAGCAGCAGAUCUGGUGGAGGCGCUGUAUGGAAAUCCACACAGUAACCAGGACAUGCUGUUGAAGCGUGCGGCCGACAUUGCCGAGGCGCUCUACAGCGUUCCCCGUCCCCACAGUCAGUUACAGGCGCUUCCCAGCUCACCGGCCCACGGCAGCGUCAUGGGCCUGGGGUCGUACCCGUCUCAGUUAGGAGUGAGCAUCGGUGAACAAAGCAGCCAAGGCUACAUCCGUAACUCCAGCAGCCUGUCUCCAAGAGGUUACCCAUCAGCCUCCACUCCUCAGCAGUCAGGCUACGGUGGCGGCGGUGGAAUGACCGGAGGCUACGGGACGGUUCCCAUGACCAGUCUAGGAGUCCCCGGAUCUCCUGGUUUCAGCAGUGCCUCUCCCACCGGUUCUCCCUACAUAAUGCCGUCCAGUCCCACUAUCCCGGGAAGCUCCAGCUCUUCCUCGUCUCUUUUGCCUUUCUCCUCCUUCCCGUCUGCUGCUAAACAGAAGAGUGCUUUUGCUCCCGUCCUCAGGCCCCAGGGCUCUCCCUCUCCUGCCUGCCCCGCCUCAGGGGGCAACAGCUUCAGAGGUAGCCAUGCAACUCACUAUCUGACCCCCCUGUCUGAACUUACGAAUGCAGUCUAACCCCUUUCACUAACUCAAGAUGAUGUGACUGAGCAAGACAGAAAACAGUUGCUGGAUGUACAAUAAUGCAAGACCCGCUUGAUUAGAAUCAUAGAUUUUGUAUAUUUUUUUCUCUCCAGCGAUGACGGGCCUGGUCGUUCACCCGAUGUAGCAAAGCACCCCUUCCAAUCUACCGCAGCCCACUGCUUCACUUAGCCCCACGUUUGGCACUGAGGGGGUAGAGAGGACGGAAAAUUGAUCACUAGUGACCAUGUAAAACUUUACUCCCUGACCCCCCACACCUCCCCUAUCUCCACCUGACACUCCUUAGUCUCUUUUUUGUCCAACUGGAUGAACAGGACGGGGUAUGAAAAUGUCCAAAGACCAGUCAUCUGCUCCAGAUGCAGCGGAGAAUUCUCCAGCCUCCACCGCAGGCAGGCCUCGCUCUUUAGCAAACAGCGCCGGACUGGAUCGCGCGCCGCCGUGUGGGAAACGAAGCAUAACGAAAGAAACAGAGAAGAACUCGUUGUGUAUUUUCACUCCAUGCUUCAAAAGCGCCUCUGUUGACCUCUGGCCCGUGAUCACAUGCAGUAUUCGGUUCUUCCAACGCCUGCCCGAACCCCGGCCGGAGACUUGCGGGAUGCGCUGUGAGAGCACUGAGCGUUCACGGAUUUACAGACACUGAUGAAAUGUCACGGCUCGAAAAAGCAGGGUGCUACUUUGUCUGUGUCCGGACACCUUAAAUGG
Molecule: messenger RNA, 3003 nt
Organism: Salarias fasciatus (jewelled blenny)
Lineage: Eukaryota; Metazoa; Chordata; Actinopteri; Blenniiformes; Blenniidae
Gene: ebf2
Product: EBF transcription factor 2
Exons: 15
Coding region: 508-2277 (589 amino acids)
Biological process (GO): regulation of DNA-templated transcription
Molecular function (GO): DNA-binding transcription factor activity; DNA binding
Source: RefSeq, a predicted model, not a curated record